Messenger RNA from Danio aesculapii, 1027 nucleotides. It is a transcript of the gene hsd17b1, whose product is annotated as hydroxysteroid (17-beta) dehydrogenase 1. Gene Ontology annotation, molecular function: estradiol 17-beta-dehydrogenase [NAD(P)+] activity. Gene Ontology annotation, biological process: estrogen biosynthetic process. The coding region runs from base 26 to 970 and encodes 314 amino acids. The record is from RefSeq and is a predicted model, not a curated record. The transcript is spliced from 6 exons. Lineage: Eukaryota; Metazoa; Chordata; Actinopteri; Cypriniformes; Danionidae. Gene Ontology annotation, cellular component: cytoplasm.
GAGACACAGCACUUAGACGGAGCACAUGACUGCACAUAACCUCGGAGAACCAUUCCAGCGCUCGUCUCAUCUGACUUUUCUUGCACAAAUGGAGCAGAAAGUUGUUCUCAUCACUGGAUGCUCUUCAGGGAUUGGACUCAGCCUUGCUGUGCAUCUCGCAUCAAAUCCAGCAAAAGCCUACAAAGUCUACGCUACUAUGCGGAACCUGGACAAAAAGCAACGGCUGCUGGAGAGCGUGAGAGGACUGCAUAAAGACACUCUGGACAUCCUGCAAAUGGAUGUGACUGACCAGCAAUCUAUACUUGAUGCUCAAAGAAAUGUUGCAGAGGGCAGAAUUGACAUACUGGUGUGUAAUGCUGGUGUGGGUCUGAUGGGCCCACUGGAAACUCACUCGCUGGACACUAUAAGAGCCAUCCUUGACAUCAAUCUGCUGGGCACUAUCCGCACCAUACAGACCUUCCUACCAGACAUGAAGAAAAAGAGACAUGGCAGAAUCCUGGUCACCGGCAGCAUGGGAGGACUGCAGGGUUUGCCAUUCAACGAGGUCUACUGUGCUAGUAAAUUUGCAAUAGAGGGCGCCUGUGAGAGCCUGGCUAUUCUGCUCCAGCACUUCAACAUUCAUAUAAGCCUGAUUGAAUGUGGCCCGGUCAACACUGACUUCCUGAUGAACCUGAAGAGGACGGAGCCUGGAGAUGAGGAGAUGGAGGUGGACGCACACACACGCAGCCUGUAUGACCAAUACCUGCAGCACUGCCAGUCUGUGUUCCAGAACGCUGCGCAGGACACUGAAGACAUCAUACAGGUGUAUCUGGAGGCGAUGGAAGCGCAGACUCCAUUCCUCAGAUAUUACACCAACAGAGCGCUGUUACCCAUGAGCAGCCUGAAACUCACCUCCAUGGAUGGCUCUCAGUACAUCAGAGCAAUGAGCAAACUCAUCUUCUCUUCUCCCGGGACAGAUCCACAGAUAUGAUGCGAACACGUCCAGUUUCAUUUUUUCUUUUUUGGAAAACCUGAGGUAUGGAAAACA